Molecule: messenger RNA, 1586 nt
Organism: Apis cerana (Asiatic honeybee)
Lineage: Eukaryota; Metazoa; Arthropoda; Insecta; Hymenoptera; Apidae
Source: RefSeq, a predicted model, not a curated record
UUAGCACCUUGAUGUCUUUAUUUGCGGCAUUCCUGCCAAUUACGCAAUAACCAGUCUUCACGAUGUGGAACACUUCGUAUAAGGACCGCGCGUGACUUCAUUCGACAGUUUUAUUUCUCGAUGGUUAAUCGUGGACAAACUGUUACCAACAUGAGCUUUUGGUCUCGCAGACGAUUUCGCAUCACUCCGCUACGAGCGUUGGCGGCAUUAUUUCUGAUGAUCAUGUUGUUCUGGUAUAGUCUCAGUCGGCAAGAAACACCCAGGCAACCAUGCAGCGUACCUGAGGAAUUUACGGAAAAACUACACGAACUUGCCUACAGGGUUCAUUUAGUGCUAGCGAAACUGGACAUCGUGCACUUUCUGUGCCUUGGAGGACUAUGGGGUCAAGUUCGGAUCGGUCGUGCCUUGCCAUGGGCACGUAAGGUCGAGCUUUGUAUGGUUGACACGCUCAGAGACGAUGUUUUAAUCACGAAAGCAUUCCGCGAAGUUGGUUUAAGCGCUACGUACUUGCACGCGGCUGGAGUAUAUCGUAUUCAAGAGCACGAGGUUGGAGAAGAUGCGCCCAAGGUAGAGAUCGUGGUUUUUGAAGAGGAUGCCGUGACACAAAUGUUAAGAAGAGUCGGUUGGACAAGAAGAGUGCUGCCUCCAGAUUGCGAAUUUUCUCCUAGUCUACAAUGUUUUCCACCUCAACUUGUAAUUCCUCCUUUACCGGCUAAGCAAUUUGGUGGUCGAUUAAUUCCUGUCCCUAGAGAAGGUAUCGAAUUGCAAAAAUAUCACUAUCCCAACGAUUGGUGGCUCGAGGUGAAACCCACCGAUUGUACCGAACCUCAAGAAACGAUUGCGUAGUACUACAAUUUUCUAGACACAAUGUAUUCCCAAUGUAACAAUCGAAUGGCCAGUAGAAAAUAUGCUCCUGAACUGCUAAAGAAAACACAUAAUAUCUAUCUUUGUUUAAUUUUAUUAGGAAAUCUUUUUUAUUUUUCAUAGAAAUCAUUUUAUUUCGUAAAGAUAUACAAUUGCUAAUGUAUAAUUCAAAUUUUCGAAAUUAUGAUUUGUAUUCGAAAAUUACAUAUAUAAUUUUUAAUCAUUUAAAAUAAGAAAUAAUGUAUAUUUGCAAUGCGUUUUUUUGAAUUUUUGAAUUUAACGCAUAGAAAACUUUUAUUUUGAAGAUAUAAAGGAUUUGUCGAAUUUAAAAUUGGUUAAAAAUGAUUUAAGAAUCAUAAAUGAUUCACACAAUGUGAAUGAUUAAUCACAGUUGAAAGUUGCGUUCUCUUUUUUAAAAACUUUCAGAAAUCUUUGUUCUUUUAUUCUAUUAUUAUAAGAUGGUUAAUGAAUGUAAUUAAUACAUGGAUAAUAGAUUUCGAGAUCUUCUAGUCAAGUAAAAGUCGCUUUGUUGAGAAACUAUCAUCAGCUGAGCUAUGUGAAACGUUCGGUAAUUAAAUACUAUAUGAAUAUAAAUACUAAUAUUUUAUCAUAAAGGAAUAAAAACAAAUUAUACUAUUAUAUGAAUAAAAUUUCGCACUGAGAUUUCUUCUGGGAUUUGCAAAUGAUUAGAAAAGUCAGAAUUAAAUAUGUGAAAUCAGAAA